This is a messenger RNA of Episyrphus balteatus (marmalade hoverfly), 3002 nucleotides long. RefSeq names its product insulin-like growth factor-binding protein complex acid labile subunit. Lineage: Eukaryota; Metazoa; Arthropoda; Insecta; Diptera; Syrphidae. Bases 1432 to 2985 code for a protein of 517 amino acids. The transcript is spliced from 3 exons. The record is from RefSeq and is a predicted model, not a curated record. Gene Ontology annotation, molecular function: protein binding.
AGAGUUCAACUAGACGGCAAUAACGGACAAAGAAAAGUCACAGAGUUAUUCAUUUUGAAAAAAGUUGUGCCGGGUGCUGGCUGGUAGUAAGAGAAAGCCCAAGCAUACAAGACAGGAACAGAAGAAUACAAAAAGGACUACGGUUGACACAAUCGACAUCUUGCAAGCCUCCCCCCGGUAUUCUCGACAUAAUAAUACGAUUAUUGUUAAUGCUGCCCACCGCUAACCCAACGAGAACGACUGCUGCUGCUGCUGAUCCUGGCAUUGAUGCUGAUGCUGAUGCUACGCCUGGCUUAAUGUUUGCACAAUGUUUUGAAAGGCGACAACCUCUUCCGUAUAUUGUUGGUGUUACGACAAAAGGCUAAAAGUUAAUUGCCUUAUAGUGACGGGCUAAGGGGGACUAUAGUAGUAUACCUAAACGUGAAAAAGGAGGACAAUAAAGGACCAAAAGGACAACGACAAACUUCAAGUGGGUGGCUUUGGCUCAGCUCUGGGUUGUUGUUGGUUGGGGAGAAAGACGAAACAACUAAUUUCUGUGUUUUGUUCUUGUGUGUUUAUCUCCUUCUAAACAGCAGUUUUUGCAACUCAAGUUGCGGUGAGGUGUGGUGCGGUGCGGUACGGUUCGGUAUAUAACGGUACGGUGUGAUGGUGUCCUUGAGCAAAUUGGUUGUCUUUCGGUUAUGUUUGUUGUUGUUGCCUCAGUGAGAAUUGUUGUCGUGCGAGAUAUUAUAUUUAAUGCAACCGAAGGCAAAGGAGACGAACAAGGACUUUUGACGUCGUUGUCGUCGUCGCCGUCAUCUUCGUCGUGUAGAGGAAAUGUUAAUAUCCCUUAAUAGGGAGAUUAUUGGGGAUAAUGUUUCCGUAUAAUUGCUGGGGAUAUUCGCGUAAUUGAAAAUUAAUAUUUGAAAAUUUGUGAGCACUUUGGGGCGUGUGGGCGCAACAAAGAGGUGUAACUCAUUCCUCUUUUACUUUCAUAGAUAAAUAUAUAUACUAACUCAUAUCUUCACAUACAUAUACGUGUUUACCUAGUUAUAAGAGAUAUUUGUAACUCAAAGUGAAAUGUGGCAAAGUGCUUAUUAUAAAAUGCGUAUAUGUGAGAGUGUUGAAGAGAAAUUAUAGAGAGUUGUGUGUUUUGUUCCAAAAAGGCAGCCGUCGUUGGGCUUAUAGAAGACGCGAGUUAAUUAAAUCACUAGGUUAACUCGCUCUGAUAAUUAAAAGGGGAGACAAAAUUUCCUUCCAACACCAUAUCGAAUACCUCCUACCUCUCCUGCGUGCCAUAUAAUAAAGUUGGAAAAUCAGAAAAUUGAAACUGAAAUUCCAAUCAAGAACACAAGAACGAUUUGAAAUUAGAUUUUGAUGGUGACAGAUCCACAAUCCACCUAACGGAUGUUUUCUUGACAGAUCGUUCCAACACAACACUCAAAACGUGAAAUGUGCAAUUCUUGGCUGCUAACAAUAGUUAUAAUUGGAUGCUUAUGGAAUUCCCAGCCUCUAGAAUCAGUGAAAUCAUGUCCAGCCGAAUGCAUUUGUCUAUCUCAGACGCAAGUCCUUUGUAACACUGGCGGACUUGAACAGAUUCCAUUACGGCAAUUGCCAUCGACUGUGGAAAAUCUCGCUCUAACCAAAAACAAUUUCCCAGUCAUAAAACCGGAUUCGUUUGCUGGUCUGCGAGCAUUGAAGAAGCUCUCACUGGAUGGUAAUAACAUAACGAAAAUCAAGCAAUUCGCAUUCAGAGGACUGCCACGUCUGAAAGAGCUUUCUAUCCAAUAUACCCCGUUACAGACGGUUUCACAAUUUGCAUUUGCCGGCCUGCAAAAUCUGUCCACCAUCCUGCUCAGCCAUAAUCAAAUUAUCCGAAUCGAAGGCAAUGCAUUCGCUGGCACCUCCAAUGUUAAAUUAAUUCUGCUCUCCAACAACCCCAUGCUUAGAAUUGAAACGUCCGCCUUUUCUGGCCUUACCAGUGUCGGCCAUUUGAUUCUACCAUCGGGCAUACGCAUCAUCGAACCGGACGCUUUUUACGGCAUGGAUACUGUUGGUUUGCUAAAGCUCUCUUACAUGGAUCUGAGAGAAUUGGCGCCCUAUACAUUCCGUGGCUUAUCGAAUGUACUGCUGCUGACCCUGCAGGAAUCCGACUUGGGUGUCAUCUGUGCGGAUGCAUUCAGCGACCUCAAACAAGUGGAAACACUGCAAAUACUGAACAAUAAAAUUGAUGCUUUCGAGGAGCUCAACAUAACCUACACGCAACAGAUAAAGUUCCUUAAGUUGCAAGGCAACCACAUCCUAGAAACACCCGAUCCAAAUUCAAUUAUCCUGGAUGGUGUGGACAAUCUUUCGCUGGUGAACAACCACUUCCCCUGUGGCUGUCACAUACACACGUUGCUGGAUAGUCCUUUGGUCGAGGGCGCCUACAACCAGAGCGAAUUCUUGUCGAAAAACUUCUGCAUAUCACCGCUGGAGGUGAAUGGCAAAUCCAUGAGCGAAUUGGAUCUGGACGCCAUUGGCAGGUGCCAGGACCAAGUGACAAAGGGCAAUCUCGGAUCAUCUUCGAUGACACUAAAUGUAAAUGAGAUGCUGACGCUGAUAGCCUUGUCGAUUUACUACCUCGCCAUACACACGUUCCACUGGAGGAGGAGGUGGUAUGUGUUGUUACACUCGAAAAAGGAUUGCAUCACGACGAACAAGAAAAAACCGUUGUCUUUUGAGGACGAAGAAGACAUCAUGAGCGCCGCACAUAACAACGACGACGAUGACAACGGAUGUGUUACAAGGACGAUUUGUCGUCCUUGUCGUGGCAGGAGUAGGAGUCAGAGUCGGAGUCGAAGUCGAAUCCACCAUUGUCGUUGCCGGUGCGGCGGAAGUAGAGGUCGAAGCCAUUGCUAUUACCGCUGUCACUGUCGUCUUCUUUGUUGUGCAGCAGGUCGUCCUCCCAGCUGUCAGAAACUUUCGAUGAAUAUAAAUAAUAGUGGAUGCAUCGUUAAGUUGUAGCAAUGACAAUGCCAAAG